Messenger RNA from Sparassis crispa, 228 nucleotides. RefSeq lists its product as hypothetical. The record is from RefSeq and is a predicted model, not a curated record. The coding region runs from base 1 to 228 and encodes 75 amino acids. Lineage: Eukaryota; Fungi; Basidiomycota; Agaricomycetes; Polyporales; Sparassidaceae. The transcript is spliced from 2 exons.
AUGCCCGCGCCGGGUCCGGGGUCCCCACUGUGGCCGACCAAUCGUGCCCGGACAGACAUGAAGGGAGAAUGCAUUCUACAGUACGUCCCUGAGGCCCUAGUCCUCGGGCCCCUCGAUCCCACAUUCCGUGAGCUUGUGGACGAGGUAUAUCGCAAACAGCGCAAGGAGGCCGAGCCCGCGUUUUGUGAGAGUCUCCAAGUCGUGGAUGGGACCGGCACCACACUCUAA